CAAUCAGAAGAAAUUGCGGGUUGUGACUUGUGAAGGCCAAUGAACGUCAUCUUUGGAUUAAAGUGAUAUAAACAUUUCCGAUGAACUUCACACAAGAUGACUAAGUGGAAAUACUCCAAACUGACCACGUUUGUCCUUGUGGUUCUCUGGACAACGGUGGGCAUCGAUGCAUACAGAAAUGUACAACCGGAUGUCGGAACAUUCCAACGAGACAGUGUGGAAGCAAUUCCAGUACGAGCGUUAGAAAAAACAGCGGCCUACACCGAGGAAGAAGUUUUCGGAACCAAGUCGCUACCUUUGAGGAGUGCCGUUGAAAGUACCCCUGCGGAAUUAGUUGACGAACACCUACCGCUCAGAGAUGCUGUGGAGUUUCGCAUUCUGGACCCAAUGCAAUUGAACGAUGCAGUUGAGGACAUCGUCAGCGAUGUGAAGUCAUUAUUCACACAGCAAAAUCAAGAAUUGAAUUCCGGUGAAAUAACUAGCUUCAAAGCUCCACCCGAUUCAAUCCCUCAUAAUAGAUAUGGAGCGUUUUCAUUCCCCACCCAGUAUGACACUAAAAAUCCUCAACCAUUUCGAUUCGGUUCUCCGUACCAACAGUUGAUAGAUGCAAGUUCCUUGGACAAAUUACCCGUAGUAGAGUAUAAUCAGGCUCCGGCAAUUUCGCGCCUCAAGGUGGCUCCAGAGGAUCAAAAAGUGGUAUGCCACAUGACCAAUUGGGCUUACUACAGGAAAGAUAAAGCACAAUUUGUACCGGAGCAUAUCGACAAUCAGCUCUGUACGCACAUUGUGUAUGCCUUUGCAACACUAGAUCCAGAAAGUUUGCUUAUGAGGGAAUUUGACCCCUGGGCGGAUAUCGAUAAUGAUAUGUAUCGGCGUGCUGUUCGUGCCGGUGGGUCGGAUGUUCCCGUACUGUUGGGUAUUGGCGGAUGGACCGAUUCGGUUGGUGAUAAGUAUACUUCAAUGGUUGGUUCUUCUCAGAGACGCAAAACCUUCAUUCAAAAUGCAAUAAUUUUCCUUAAAACUUAUGGAUUUUCCGGGUUGCAUUUUGAUUGGAACUAUCCAGUUUGUUGGCAGAGUGAUUGUUCUAAGGGACCGUCCAGUGAUAAACCGAAUCUUACUAAGUUUAUGAUGGAAUUGCAAAAGGAACUGUCGCGUGAAGGACUACUAGUAAGCAUGAGCGUAUCCGGCUAUAAAGAAGUUAUUACGGAGGCCUAUGAGAUUGCUAAACUAUCCAAUUAUGUAGAGUUCAUAACUGUCAUGUCUUAUGACUAUCAUGGAUCAUGGGAAACACAGACUGGCCAUGUUAGUCCUCUAUACGGAAACUCUGGAGAUAAAUAUCCUCAGUAUAACGUCGACUACACAAUGCAGCUAUUAGCCAAAAUGGGUGCACAGAAAGAUAAAUUACUUAUGGGAGUUCCAUUGUAUGGCCAGAGCUUCACCUUAACGCGAAGUAGGGAUCGGAAUGAAAUAGCCGGAUUCGGAACGCCUUCAUCAGGUCCGGGUAAUGCUGGUGAAGAUACCAAACAGCCAGGUAUGCUAGCAUAUUUCGAAAUAUGUCAAAGAGUUCGGAAACAGAAAUGGCAGGUUGGUAGAGAUUCUGAAAAGAAAGUCGGGCCUUACGCUACGUAUAAGGAUCAAUGGGUCGGAUACGAUGAUCCAGUCUCUGUAGCUACCAAAGCAAAUUACGUGAUGAAAGGUGGAUACGGAGGCAUUUCGGUUUGGACGAUAGAUCUUGACGAUUUCCAAAAUCUUUGUUGUGAAGAGAGAUACCCUGUGCUAAGUGCCAUCAACCGAGUGUUUGGUAGACUUAGAACUCCACAACCGACAGUGGGCGAUUGUACACGGCCACCAACACCAGUAACUCCUCCGCCAGCUGAACUAACAACUGGCGUUGAUAGCGGAGGUGCUCCAACAACAUCGGCCACUACAUGGCCGUCAUGGCAAGAACCAACUACUACUAAACGAAGUACUACCACUACUCAAACUACUACCACCACCACGACUACUACCACCUCUACCACUGAAAGACCGACCACAACAACUCGCCGAACGACUACACAGAGACCAACGACACCAACAACCACGAGAAGAACUACUACUACGACAACUACCACCUUUGUUCCUCCGACUUCGACGGUUGGAACAACUAUUCCAGCUCCAGGAUUGGUUCAACCUGAUUUAUCCGAGGGAGAACCGUGUGAACCACACCAGUACAAAGCGCAUCCGCACAGCUGCAAUUCAUACUAUCGUUGUGUUUAUGGAGAACUACGCCAGCAGUAUUGCGCCGGAGGUCUUCACUGGAAUGAGGCAGCCAUGUUGUGUGACUGGCCAGCAUCGGCAAAAUGUACUAGAGAUACGACUGCCGCGUCACCACCAGAAGUCACAACGACUACUCGAGCCCCAACAACUACUCGACCUCCAACAACUACGCGAGCCCCAACAACUACCAGAGCUCCUACAACUACUCGAGCCCCAACCACAACAACUCGCCGUAGAGCAACCCGGCCUACGACAACCGCAACUAGGUGGACAACAAUGCGACCGCAAGCAACUUCUACGCCUCCCACGAAAAAGCCAUCUUUUACUACUCAACCAACGAAAAAACCAACCACAAAGAAGCCUUUGCAAAAGCCUACCGAGAAAUGUAUCAAUGGCGAAUAUUAUCCGCACAAAAGUUGCGAUAGUUUUUACAUUUGUGUUAAUGAGAAAAAGAUAGCGCAACAAUGUGGUCCCGGUUUGUUCUGGAAUCAGGAUGACAAGAGCUGCGAUUGGGAAGAAAAUGUUAAUUGCGUUAGUCGUUCGCAAUACUACAAACUGCUUGCAAUGUUUACCAAAUCUGCAGCACUCAAAGUGCUCUCUGAGAAUGAUCCAUGCGAUGAUAAUGCAUUUGUACCUUAUCCAGGAGACUGCACGCAAUACCUGAUAUGCAAUUGGGGACGGCUUGAACCGGCAAGUUGCGCUGAGGGCCUGCAUUGGAACCAAGAACGGAUGAUUUGUGAUUGGCCCAUAAAUGCUAAAUGUAAUGAAAAUCCAACUGGUCAGAGUACCGAGAAUAGCUCAGAGGAAGAAGGGGAAAGUCUACAGGAAAUCGAUCAAGAGAUCAUCCGGCCGUCUAAGAAGCCAACCACCACAAAGACUACUACCACUACUACAACCACUACGACGACUACGACCGAGAUGCCCAUACUGAAGCCAUUCUCCGGUCACUACAAAAUGGUUUGUUACUUCACCAAUUGGGCUUGGUAUCGCAAGGGAUACGGCAGGUAUACUCCGGAUCACAUAAGAACCGAUUUGUGUACGCAUAUAGUGUAUGGAUUUGCGGUUUUGAAUUAUUCAGGGUUAACUAUCAAAACGCAUGACUCUUGGGCUGAUAUUGAUAACAAGUUCUACACUAGGGUUGUUGCAGCCAAAGAGAAAGGUGUGAAGGUAACACUGGCUAUCGGUGGGUGGAACGACUCAGCUGGGGACAAAUACAGUCGCCUAGUGCGGAGUGCAGAUGCACGAGCCAAGUUCAUCGAACACGUCAUAGCCUUCCUGGAGAAGUACGGUUUCGAAGGCUUAGAUCUUGACUGGGAGUAUCCCGUUUGCUGGCAGGUGGACUGCAAAAAGGGGUUUGCCGACGAAAAGGAGGGCUUCGCAAGUCUGGUGCGCGAACUUUCCGAAGCAUUCAAACCAAGAGGAUUGUUACUGUCGGCCGCUGUGUCCCCCAGUAAGACCGUCAUUGAUGCUGGCUAUGACGUACCGAAGCUGGCAAAAUACUUCGACUGGAUUGCUGUUAUGACCUACGAUUUCCACGGUCAGUGGGACAAGAAAACCGGACAUGUUGCCCCUCUGUACUACCAUCCGCAGGAUGAAAUCGAUUUCUUCAAUUCGAACUUUUCCAUUAACUAUUGGAUUCAAAAGGGAGCACCCCCGAGAAAGUUAGUAAUGGGAAUGCCUCUCUAUGGGCAAUCUUUUGCCUUGGCUGAUACGAAGAACAAUGGCUUGAAUUCGAAGGCUCCUGGCCCUGGACAAGCUGGAGAAUUUACGCGAGCAGCAGGUUUCCUGGCCUACUAUGAGAUAUGCGAUCGCAUUCAAAACAAAGAAUGGACGGUGGUGCAAGACGACUUGAAACGAAUGGGACCGUAUGCUUUCAAGGGCAAUCAAUGGGUGUCGUUCGACGAUAAGGAAUCUUUACUCCGAAAGGUAAGCUUCAUUCGUGCAAUGGAUCUUGGCGGCGGUAUGAUCUGGGCGUUGGAUCUGGACGAUUUCAAAAAUCGUUGUGGACAAGGACACCACCCAUUGUUGACUGCCAUUCGCGAGGGGCUUCGCGAUCCUCCGAGCAACCAUGAAGCGAUGCCACCUAUCGUGACCGAACCAGUCACUCCGGAAGAAACACAUGAAACGGCAAAUCCAAAUAGUAUACAGAUCAGUAGCAGCUCGGGCCACGAUCACCACCACGGAUCAACAAACUCGGUGGAUCAGGAUGAGAAUGCAAUUGAGCUUGAUUAUGACUACAAAGUUGUAUGCUACUUUACCAACUGGGCCUGGUACCGUCAGGGUAAUGGAAAGUUUGUCCCGGAAGAUAUUGACCCAGAGUUGUGUACACAUAUCGUGUAUGGCUUCGCCGUAUUGGAUCGUGAGAACCUUGUUAUCAAACCGCACGAUUCCUGGGCCGAUAUUGACAAUCGAUUCUAUGAACGAGUCGUAGCAUGGAAAAAGAAAGGCAAGAAGGUAACAGUGGCUAUCGGAGGGUGGAAUGAUUCGGCUGGAGAUAAAUACAGUCGGUUGGUACGGAAUCCUACUGCGAGGAAGAAAUUCAUUACCAAUGUUAUGGCGUUCAUAGAGAAAUACGGAUUCGAUGGCUUAGAUCUAGAUUGGGAAUAUCCUGUUUGCUGGCAAGUUGAUUGCACGAAAGGUUUUCCGGAAGAAAAGGAGGACUUUGCCAGUUUGGUAAUGGAGCUCUCCGCAAUGUUCAAGUCUAAGGGAUUGCUUCUCUCUUCUGCUGUAUCGCCUAGUAAAAAAGUCAUCGACGCAGGUUACCAGGUGGCCACACUUUCUGAGUACAUGGACUGGGUAGCGGUAAUGGCCUAUGAUUAUCAUGGUCAGUGGGAUAAACAAACUGGACAUGUUGCACCAAUGUACGAACAUCCUGACGAUUUCGACAAAACAUUUAAUGCAAAUUUUACCAUUCACUACUGGAUACAACAAGGAGCGGAUCCUCGCAAACUAGUAAUGGGAAUGCCUAUGUAUGGGCAGUCGUUUUCUCUGGCUGAUAAAAAGGAUCACGGGCUCAACGCAAAGACUUAUGGAGGAGGAGAAGCUGGACCGUACACCAGAGCUAGAGGAUUCCUUGCAUACUACGAGAUUUGUGCUAAUAUUAUUGACAAGAAGUGGACAGUAGUACGCGAUCGCAAAGGUCGGAUGGGUCCAUACGCCUACAAAGGCGAUCAGUGGGUGUCGUUCGAUGACCAAUUCAUGAUUCGUCAUAAAAGUGAAUACGUUAAAGCUAUGGGUCUUGGCGGUGCGAUGAUAUGGGCUCUUGAUCUCGACGAUUUCCGAAAUACUUGUAAUUGUGAAGAAUAUACUUUACUGCGAACAAUUAAUAGAGUGCUACGAAAUUAUCCUGGACCUGGUCCUAGAUGUAUUCUCGAUUCAGAAUCGCGGCCGUCGCAUGAUACUGCGAAACCAACUACCACCACUAGAACUACUACCACUAGAACGACCACUACUACCAGGAAACCUACGACAACAACUACGCAACGCACAACUUCCACGACUACUUCGAGAAGACCCACAAGUACUUCGAGGCGAAAAACUUCACCAAAACCAAUUUCCACAACCACUGAGUCUUCCGAUUACGAUGAAGAACAGAACGAAGUUAGUGACCCUCAGACGUGUACAGCCGAUCGACUCUUCGUACCACACGAAAGCGACUGCCAGAAAUACUAUAUUUGCCAGUAUGGAAAACUAUAUGAACAAACUUGCCCUGGUGGACUUUACUGGAGUGGCGAUUUUUGCGAUUGGCCACAGAACACCAAGUGUCAAAGUAAGCAACCCGAAUCAGCUCCCACCACGAAAAAACCCAGCUAUACGACUACGCAGCGAUCUACUUCUACAACAAGAGCACCUACAAGACGAACGACGACAACGACCAUGGCACCAAAACGAACGACACCGAGAACAAGUACAGUCUGGUGGUCUCCAGAAACGACAACCACUAAACGACCCACUAGACCCCCGACGGAAUCAGAACUAACCGGUAGGAAUGACUACAAAGUAGUGUGUUACUUUACGAACUGGGCCUGGUAUCGACAAGGAGAUGGAAAGUACACACCGGAUGACAUCGAUGAUAAUCUGUGUACUCACAUUGUUUACGGGUUCGCUGUUUUAGAUCGGGAAAGCUUGACUAUCAAGACGCAUGACUCAUGGGCUGAUAUUGAUAAUCGGUUCUAUGAACGGGUGGUUGAGCAUAAGCGUAAUGGACUAAAGGUAACGCUUGCUCUAGGUGGAUGGAAUGACUCUCUCGGUGAUAAAUACAGUAAGCUUGUUCGAAAUCCAUCGGCCCGGGCGAGGUUCGUGAAACAGGCGGUUGAAUUUAUAGAAAAGUAUGAUUUCGACGGACUUGAUUUGGACUGGGAAUAUCCAGUCUGCUGGCAGGUUGAUUGUAAGAAAGGAUUUGCGGAUGAGAAGGAAGGAUUUGCGGAUUUGGUAAAGGAACUGGCAGUUGAGUUUAGGCCAAGGAAGUGGCUUCUCUCGGCAGCUGUAUCACCCAGUAAAAUGGUUAUCGACGCAGGUUAUGACGUUCCUGUUUUGGCAGAAUAUUUUGAUUGGAUUGCCGUAAUGACAUAUGAUUUCCAUGGAAACUGGGAUAAACAGACCGGUCAUGUUGCGCCAUUGUACUACUAUCCGGGCGAUACUAACGAAUAUUUCAAUGCGAACUAUACCAUCAACUAUUGGAUUGAGAACGGGGCUCCGCCGGGGAAAUUGGUUAUGGGCAUGCCGUUAUAUGGCCAAUCAUUUUCAUUAGCGGAUACUUCUCGAAACGGUUUGAACGAAAAAUCGUACGGUCCAGGUGAAGCUGGCCAAUUCACUCGUGCCGGUGGAUUCCUCGCAUAUUACGAAAUCUGCGAUAAGGUUAACCGAGAUGGAUGGACUGUGCAACGGGAUGAAAAAGGAAGAAUUGGCCCGUAUGCCUAUCGUGGAAGUCAAUGGGUCUCCUACGAUGAUGUAGAGGAGAUCCGAAGAAAGACUCAAUAUCUGAAACGUAUGAAUCUCGGCGGUGGAAUGAUUUGGGCCUUGGAUUUGGACGACUUUAGAGGUCGCUGUGGGUGCGGCAGACAUCCGUUGCUUAGGACCAUGAACCAAGAACUGGGUCGAAUUACUACUAAACGCCCGGAAAAUUGUACCUAA
Sabethes cyaneus is the source of this 7392-nucleotide messenger RNA. RefSeq names its product probable chitinase 10. The coding region runs from base 97 to 7392 and encodes 2431 amino acids. The transcript is spliced from 10 exons. NCBI's taxonomy places the organism in Eukaryota, Metazoa, Arthropoda, Insecta, Diptera, Culicidae. Gene Ontology annotation, cellular component: extracellular region. Gene Ontology annotation, molecular function: chitinase activity; chitin binding. The record is from RefSeq and is a predicted model, not a curated record. Gene Ontology annotation, biological process: carbohydrate metabolic process; chitin catabolic process.